Orycteropus afer afer is the source of this 3601-nucleotide messenger RNA. The record is from RefSeq and is a predicted model, not a curated record. Lineage: Eukaryota; Metazoa; Chordata; Mammalia; Tubulidentata; Orycteropodidae.
CUGUCUACAUGCUGUUUGGCCAAUUUUAAUUAUUUGGUCAUGAUUUUGCCACUUUUUAACUUGUUUUUAAUAAUAUGUAUUUUCUUUUGUAGUUUAUCAGAGUUAUCUUUAGAUUCAACCCUUCAUACCAUCAAUCUUCACUGCAAUAAUAUCUCCAAAAUCAAAGCCAUUGAUCAUAUUUGGAAUUUACAACAUUUAGAUCUGUCAUCUAAUCAAAUUAGUCAAAUAGAAGGGCUAAGCACAUUGACAAAUUUAUGCACUUUGAAUUUGUCCUGCAAUUUGAUCACAAGGAUAGAAGGACUUGAAGAACUAAUUAAUCUGACUAAACUGAAUUUAUCCUAUAACCAGAUAAAUGAUCUUAGUGGGUUGAUCCCCCUUCAUGGAAUUAAGCAUAAGCUUAGACAUAUUGACCUACAUAGUAAUUGUAUAGAUAGUAUCCAUCACUUACUUCAAUGUAUGAUAGGAUUGCACUUCCUGACUAAUCUUGUUUUGGAAAAAAAUGGAGAUGAUAAUCCUGUCUGUCGUAUACCAGGGUACAGAGCAAUUAUUCUCCAGACUUUGCCACAGCUUAGAAUCCUGGACUGCAAGAACAUAUUUGGUGAACCAGUAAAUUUGUCAGAAAUAAAUUUAUCCCACCUACAGUGCUUAGAAGGUCUUUUGGAUAGUUUAGUUUCUUCUGAUUGUCCCCAAAAUAUAAGUGAAGAAGAGACCAUUGAUAGUAUGCCAGUGGUAGCGCCACACAUCGAUCAUGUAGUACCUUUGGAUCAGUUUGCAUGCACACCAACAGAUACUGCUUUGACGUCCAUUGAUUCUGUGUGUCCAUCUUCUGAGCCAGAGAAAAUUAAUCCUGAAGAUUUUCAGAAUGAGAUGAAACUUCACAAAAUAGAUGAUCAGAUUGCACAGCUUCUCACUGACACAUCUAAGUCUUUAAUAGAUAAUGUUCCUGAGAAAGACUUCAGACCAAAAAGAGACACAGAUGUGACUUCUGAAAGUGACUCUGGAAACAGAAAAGAAAUCAAUAGAAAAAUUUGUCGGAGACCAAAAAUCCCAUAUUCCAAAACUACUCAAGCUAUUAAACACCACAGUAAAAGCAGCCCUUUUAUAAGUUGUAAUCGGAAAAUGAAACAACCUUACUUUAAAGAAUUAUUUGUAAGAUCAUCUUUAGCAAACUCUAAUACAUUGGCAGAAUUGGAAGAACCGGGAACUGAAAUAAUGAAAGUAGACAAAAGUAGUUCAGAAGACAUCACUUACCGGUCCCUUGUUGAACAACUAGAUCAAGAGAGAGAGAAGAGAUGGAAAGCUCAACAAACUGAAAAGAAACUUAUUGAUUAUAUUGGUGAACUUCAUAAGAAUGCAAAAGAAAAGAAAGAUGUCCAUAGCUUGGCCCUACUUACCACAGAUAGGCUAAAAGAAAUUAUUUUUAAAGAGAGAAAUUCCAAAGUACAACUCGAAGUUAUGGUUCACACACUUCAGAAUGAAAUUAAAAAACUAACUAUUGAAUUACUUAAAGCAAGAGAUCAACAGGAGGGUCACCUUAGAGAUUUAAGAACUCUGGAAACAGCAUUAGAAAAAUUGGAGAGGCAAAAAUUUCAUCAGCAGGCGGCACAGGUAAGACUUUUUCAAGAGGUAGAGCUCAAGGCUUCAGCUGCUGAUAGAGAAAUUAACUUACUUAGAACUUCCCUUCAUCAAGAAAAGGAAAAGUUACAACAGCUUCAUGAACUUUUUGCACUGAAAGAACAAGAACACAGGAAGGAACUUGAGACAAGGGAGAUUUUCAGUGAAGCUGACUUCCAGAAUGCCUUAGCUAAGGAAAUAGCCAAGCGGGAGAACAAGCAUGAGCAAGAUAUAAAAGAAUACCAAGAGAAAAUCGAUAUGUUGAUCCAGCAGUAUAUGGAUUUAGAAGAUGAAUUCCGUAUUGCUUUAACUGUUGAAGCCAAAAGAUUUAAAGAUGUUAAAGAUGGUUUUGAAAAUGUUGCAACUGAAUUAGCAAAGAGCAAACAUGCUCUUAUUUGGGCUCAACGAAAAGAAAAUGAAUCUUCCUCUUUAAUUAAAGAUCUAACCUCUAUGGUGAAGGAACAAAAAACAAAACUUGCAGAAGUUUCUAAAUCAAAACAGGAAACAGCAGCAAAUUUACAGAAUCAGAUGAACACUAUUGAACUUUUGAUUGAAGAUGACAAGCAGAAGAGUAUUCAAAUAGAACUACUCAAGCAAGAAAAAGUCCAACUUAUUUCCGAGCUAGCUGCCAAGGAAUCACUAAUUCAUGGCUUAAGGACAGAAAGAAAAGUAUGGGGACAUGAGCUGGCACAACAGGGAGCUUCUUUGGCCCAAAAUCGAGGCAAUUUAGAAGCCAAAAUUGAAAAUUUAUGUAGAGAGAAUGAAACUCUACGAAAGACAAAUGAACGUGAUUGUGAUGCUUUAAGAAUUAAGAGUAAAAUCAUAGAAGACCAAACUGAAACCAUCAGAAAAUUGAAAGAUUGUUUACAGGAAAGAGAUGAAGACAUCAAAACUUUACAAGAGAAGAUCUCUGAAAUACAAAAAUGUACUCAAGAACAACUUGAGGAAAAAUCUUCACAACUGGAUGUUGUAAUUGAGAAAUUAGAAAGGCAUAAUGAAAGAAAAGGAAAACUAAAACAACAGUUGAAAGUAAAGGAAGAAGAACUUGAAGAAAUUAGAAAUGCUUACAGUACCCUUAAUCAGAAAUGGCAUGAUAAAGGAGAGCUUCUAAGUCAUCUUGAAAUACAAGUAAAAGAAAUGAAAAAAAAAUUUGAAAACAAAGAAUUGAAACUUAAAGAAGAAAGAGACAAAAGUAUUGAAAUGCAAAAGAAUGCUCUAGAAAAACUGCAGAGUAUGGAUGAUGCCUUUAAAAAACAAGUCGAUGCAAUUGUUGUAGCUCAUCAGGCUGAAAUAUCACAACUCUCAAGUGAAAAGCAGAAAUGCAUUGAAUCUGCAAAUGAAAAGGUUUACCAAGUUGAAGAAGAAAUGCGUGGACUUUUGGAAGAAACAACCAAAAACAAAAGAGCAAUGGAAGAAAAAAUUAAGCAACUGGCUUUUGCGCUAUGUGAAAUCCAGCAAGAAUUGUGAUGGUUUUGAGAACAUGCCUAAUUGAAAUGGACCAGAAAACCUGUUGUAAAAAUGAUUAAAUACUGUAACAGUAGCAACUGCUGUGACUUUGAAAUUUGUCUUUCUACACUUCGUUCUGAAUAUAUUUUCAAAGACUUGUGAUCAAGUAUUUAUUAAUUGUAUAUACAGGUGUUUAUAAUAAAUUGUUAAUAGUUAUGUGUAUUAGAAAAAAAGCCUAGCAGAAUAACUAGACUUAAAAACUUUUUCUUGUUUUUGUGCUAUAUAUUAUUUGGUAAUUACAUAUUUGCCUGUAAAUAUAUAAAUGAAAAUACUAGUACUUUGACUAUACAAGGGAAAGUAUUUUAAUCGUUGCUAGCUUAUUGUGUUAUUGAAGAACAAAUGACAUUUAUUGGUUGUCAUUUAGUUGUUGUACCCCUGUUCUUUUAAAGUGUUAGAGCAUAAGUAUAGCCAAAAAGUAUUUGAAAUCUGUAGGAUAAAAGAUGUGGCAUUCUUAAGAAAGUAUAUGUAUCCAUCUCCACAU